This is a messenger RNA of Oncorhynchus mykiss (rainbow trout), 915 nucleotides long. RefSeq names its product mitochondrial import inner membrane translocase subunit Tim8 A. The record is from RefSeq and is a predicted model, not a curated record. NCBI's taxonomy places the organism in Eukaryota, Metazoa, Chordata, Actinopteri, Salmoniformes, Salmonidae.
AGUCAACUAUCUUGGUAACGGAGCAAACUACAACAAACCACUGAGCAAAAAAACGCACGAGCCUACAGAGGUCAUUCUCCGCUCUACUGGUUGAAUUAACCCGACCGUAACCAAUCCCUGUUACUGCAAUGGACGGCUUUGAUUUAAAUUCGUCAGAAAAGGCUGAUGCUUCAGAGCUCCAAAGGAUGAUCGCAAUUGAACAACAGAAAGCGCAGUUUCAGGCCCAGGUGCAUAACUUCACAGAUGUCUGCUGGGACAAGUGCAUGGAGGGGAGCCCGAGUUCAAAAAUGGAUUCACGGACAGAGACUUGCCUCGUGAACUGUGUUGACCGCUUCAUUGACACUACCUUGUCAAUAACCAACCGGUUCACGCAGAUGGUGCAGAAGGGUGCCCAUUGAUGGGAGCUAGACUAUGGGAAAAAUACUUUUAUUUUGUAAAAGAACUGUGUUUUAUUUUGUAAAAGAACUGUGCAUUAUGUUUCCUUUAUGUCUCGAACCCCUAACACCAUUGCCUAAUAUGCUGAUAUGCCACAGUACAAUUAUUAAAGAGGUAGGCCUAAAUUGGACAUGAUAUAGAAUCACAACGUUUUUGGUUGCAAUACGGCUUUAUUAAAAUAACAUUUUUUAAAAAGAGGCCCAAGAACUACACCUACACCAUGCUGCUCAUUACAUCUAUGUAACGUAUGUGUGACAUCAUCAUUUUACAUAGUUUUCUUUCCUACAAUACUUUAGUAUGUGUAACAAAAUUGCCAUUUUAAAACAGUACACACAAAAAUAAUAAAGUUUAGAAAGGGGAAAAGGUAUGAACAAUAUGCCCUGAAGAGUACUUGUAAAUAGGCCAGUAAACCUGUUCAGUUCUGUUUCAUUUCAUCCACACUCAUCUCAUCAUGUUGUGCCAUUCAUAUUGAGUAAAGCA